GAAUAAACCAGAAGGUGGAGGAGAAGCUGAGAGAUACUGCGAAUGAAGGAGAUUGUGCCUUGUCCACGCACGAACCCUAAAAAUCCACUAUUUGUCUAAUUCUUCUGUUAAACUGAACAUUUGUCUGCCGCGGGAAUCAUGCUGUUCCAUAGGCUUUCAAGAUUAGGUUCUCGCAUUGCUAAAGAGCUUCCAAGAGAGAAAUGGCAUUUCUCAGUUUGUGGGAUGCGGGUUUUACAAAGGUCUUAUGGCCAAUACCUGCAAUCUUCGGCUGUAACUCAGAUGCAAUCUAGGACGUUUCAGCAACCCUUUUUCUCAAGUAACUAUUAUAACCUGUGUUCAUCCUUCAGCACUGUCUCUGAAAAUAGCCCUGAAGAAACAGAAAAGAUAAACGUUAUCUUUGUUGAUAAAGAUGGAGAGGAGAUCCAAAUUAAAGUCCCUGUAGGAAUGAACAUCCUUGAAGCUGCUCAUGAAAACGAUAUCGAACUCGAAGGGGCUUGUGAAUGUUCUCUAGCCUGUUCCACCUGCCAUGUGAUUGUUAUGGACACCGAGUACUACAACAAACUCGAAGAACCAACAGAUGAAGAGAAUGAUAUGCUGGAUCUUGCUUUUGGUUUAACAGAAACGUCACGAUUGGGAUGUCAAGUCAUAGCAAAGCCAGAGCUAGAUGGAAUACGCUUAGCCAUUCCUUCAGCCACUAGGAAUUUCGCAGUUGAUGGUUUCGUUCCAAAACCUCAUUAAGCCACAUCAAAGUCUCACAGAGGAUGAGUAUUCAAUCAGUUGAGUUACUUGUGUUGAAAGAGUUUACACUUGUUUAGAAUCCGAAAACUUUAUUAUAAUAAAACCUUAAAGGAGUUGUAACUCAGAAAGUGAGAGACUCCACACUUUCUCAUCUCUUUUUGGCAGCAUUCUUUUUGUAUGUUUUGAUUUUGUUACGAAUAUGAAGUUC
Eruca vesicaria subsp. sativa (arugula) is the source of this 946-nucleotide messenger RNA. Lineage: Eukaryota; Viridiplantae; Streptophyta; Magnoliopsida; Brassicales; Brassicaceae. The record is from the annotation of a GenBank genome assembly.